CUCAUUUUUCGUCAUCAAAGAAUGGAAUGGAUUAAUUCUCUGUACAGUCGUACAGUCGUAUCCAGGACCAGUAUCAUCAAGGACAAUGCAUGGUGCCCAUAUUACCCCUCAUGAUCGAGACUGAACUCCUUAGCCGCUGAAUUCUUUCAGGAGACUUGUAGGAACAUUGAUCCCACUUCUUCUAUCAUACUUUUGAAGUACCAGCAGUCAUGUGUAAACCAACAACCGCGUCCCCGAAAGGCGGGGAAAACAAUGAGGCAACGGCGACGACGAAAGAUAAUAGAUCGACCAACAAGAGCUUCCUACCGUCAGUGGAAAUAGAGCUUUCAGACUUCUUUGAUGUUAGCAAGCCUUGGCUUUUGGUACAGGAUGGCAACUACAAGGGUUACUUCAACAAUGUUCCGGCUGUCUUUCGUGUGGGUCCUUGGAACAUUGCUUGUUGUCUCUAUUUAUUUGCCAUCAUCUCUUGGGUCGUUUUUGAGUGUGUGUGCUGUUACACCAACCCACCCAAUGUCCCCCCCACAGACUACCACAGCUCAUUUGGGACUGACACAUGGCAAUGGUGGUACAAUGUGGCCGGAUUUGCAUGGACAUUCUAUGUUGCCGCCAAGGUGAAGAAAGACUGGGGGUGGAGUGCUUGGUUCUUGUACACAAUGCAGAGUUGGACACUCAUCAUUGUUCGGCAUGGAUUGUCCGUACUGGCACCAUUUGUUCCCGCAGCUGCACCUCUCAAUGAACUCCUGAGAUUUCCCAUGCUCUUACAGACAACCAUAACGUUUGUCUUGUGGAACUUUUUACUCAUGCCAGCCAUCACCUUCACAAUGAAGGACCCAAAAAAGAGAAGUGGCUUCCUCAAAUUUUGCUUUGGAUUCUUGCUUUCGCAGCUCCACAUUGCAAACCUUCCAUUGGCAGUUAUGAAUGGUGUAUGGGGGAGUCCAGCACGAGAACUCAACCAAAUGGACUUCUGCAUGGCAUUGGGAUUGGCAUUGCAGUACAUUGCCCUCUAUCUAUUUGUACUUGAUCGCAUUGGGGUCCAUUUCUACUUUGUGUUCAGUCCGCGGACACCAUUGGCUAUCAUUGGGUGGACAACCUUUCUGGGGUGUCUCUUUGCUGGUUUUGCCAUGUUUAAGAAUGCAUUGGUGGACUAUGGAGUGGCAGCAUGAAUAGAUAGUUCGCACCAACUUAUUUAUCAAGAUGAACGUUUCCCCUUUCGUUUAUUCCAUGAAAAUGGAGGGUGUCUGUGUACCGGUACUGGUGCCCCCACAGGUCA
Molecule: messenger RNA, 1270 nt
Organism: Seminavis robusta
Lineage: Eukaryota; Bacillariophyta; Bacillariophyceae; Naviculales; Naviculaceae
Source: the annotation of a GenBank genome assembly